AUGGAAGAUUUAGCGACAGAAAAGUCAUGUAAGGGAGUAAAUGGACAGUCCCAAAAAGACAAAUCACCUCCCGCUGCGGCUGCGGCUGCGGCUGCUCCCAGGGUUGACUCAUGCUGCGGCUCCUGCCUGAGAAGGAUCAAGCUCUGGAUACCUGUGGACUACAAGAAUGAGACUGUUCACAUUUUAAAACUGGCAGGACCUGUGUUUAUUUCCCAGUUGAUGAGCUUCCUGAUCGGCUUCGUCAGCAUGGUGUUCUGUGGUCACCUGGGGAAGACGGAGCUGGCCGGCGUGGCUUUGGCGAUAGCGGUGAUAAAUGUCACGGGUAUUUCCAUUGGCUGUGGUUUGGCGUCAACAUGCGAUACACUCAUAUCUCAGACCUACGGGAGUGGUAACCUGAAGCGUGUAGGGGUGAUUGUCCAGCAGGGAGUGUUGAUUCUGCUCUUGGCCUGUUUCCCCUGCUGGGCCGUGCUCAUUAACACUCAGCCCAUUUUGCUGGCUGUCAGGCAGAGCGCAGAAGUCGCCAGACUCUCACAGCUGUAUGUGAAGAUCUUCAUGCCGGCUCUGCCAGCUGCCUUCAUGUACCAGCUGCAGGGGAGGUAUCUUCAGAAUCAGGGCAUCAUGUGGCCACAGGUGAUAUGUGGAGCCGUGGGCAAUGUUUUAAAUGUAAUAAUCAACUACGUCUUCCUCAAUCUUCUAGACCUGGGGGUCCUUGGAUCAGCAGCUGCCAAUGCCAUCUCUCAGUAUUCCCUGGCUGUGUUCUUGUUUGUGUAUAUCUGCGCCAGAGGCCUCCACAAAACUACAUGGGACGGUUGGUCUCUAGACUGUCUGCAGGAGUGGGGGUCUUUCCUCCGCCUGGCCAUUCCCAGCAUGCUGAUGCAGUGUCUGGAGUGGUGGCUCUAUGAGAUUGCAGGGUUCCUGGCAGGCAUCAUCAGUGAGGAUGAGUUAGGGGCUCAGUCUAUAGUUUAUGAAGUGGCUGUCAUCGCUUACAUGUUCCCACUGGGUUUCUCUGUUGCUGCCAGUGUUCGGGUCGGAAAUGCUCUCGGUUCUGGGAACACAGAACAAGCCAAACUGUCCAGCAAGGUCUCCGUCAUCUGUGCAUGCAUCGCCUCAUGUUUCAUUGGAGCCUGUGCUGCUGCGUCCAAGGAUGUGAUCGGUUACAUUUUCACCACAGAGGAAGACAUUAUUCAAAGGGUGGCUGAUGUCAUGCUGAUGUAUAGUUUCAUCCAUGUUGCUGAGGCCUUUUCGUGUGUGACAGGAGGUAUUGUCAGGGGAGCAGGGAAGCAAAAGAUCGGUGCUCUGUGUAACCUGGUCGGUUUCUACUUCAUUGGGUUCCCUAUCGGAGUGUCUUUAAUGUUCCCUGUCAAAAUGGGGAUAGUAGGGUUGUGGUCAGGGUUUUUAAUCUGUGUCGUGAUACAGUCCCUAUUCUUUCUAGUAUUCCUGUGCAAACUAAACUGGAAGAAAGCCACUGAGGAGGCGCUGGUAAGAGCAGGAGUCCACAUUACAGAGCGGAACCAGAACUUUGGGAUAGAAAAUAACGCCCAGGAGUGUGGUGAGAAACAGACCCACAUAGAGACGUGUGGAUCCAGUUGUCUGAGUCCAGGAGAGGGGAGGCUGGAGGCGCUCGAUGCAGGUCAGCAAACCUCACAUGACAACGGGGCUCUAUCUGUCAGGCAGCUGGUGGUGCGACGUGGGCUCACCGUACUGCUCAUGUUCAUCAUCCUCGCUGCUGGAGUCUGCAUCAGUGAGAUGCUCGUCAGACUGCUCCAAUUAGACGAGUGA
This is a messenger RNA of Pleuronectes platessa (European plaice), 1779 nucleotides long. Its product is annotated as multidrug and toxin extrusion protein 1. Bases 1 to 1779 code for a protein of 592 amino acids. Gene Ontology annotation, molecular function: antiporter activity; xenobiotic transmembrane transporter activity. The record is from RefSeq and is a predicted model, not a curated record. Gene Ontology annotation, biological process: xenobiotic detoxification by transmembrane export across the plasma membrane. The transcript has 16 exons. NCBI's taxonomy places the organism in Eukaryota, Metazoa, Chordata, Actinopteri, Pleuronectiformes, Pleuronectidae. Gene Ontology annotation, cellular component: membrane.